Drosophila teissieri is the source of this 2486-nucleotide messenger RNA. RefSeq names its product another transcription unit protein. Gene Ontology annotation, molecular function: RNA polymerase II C-terminal domain phosphoserine binding. The transcript has 3 exons. Gene Ontology annotation, cellular component: Cdc73/Paf1 complex; nucleus. Lineage: Eukaryota; Metazoa; Arthropoda; Insecta; Diptera; Drosophilidae. The record is from RefSeq and is a predicted model, not a curated record. The coding region runs from base 112 to 2421 and encodes 769 amino acids. Gene Ontology annotation, biological process: transcription elongation by RNA polymerase II; positive regulation of transcription elongation by RNA polymerase II.
UCGAUAAGUCAAGUCACCUGGCUCGGCUGUCAUUACGCAAAAAAUUAGGUUUUUCCUGUGAGGCCUGCGAAUAUUUUCAUCAUUUUUAUUUUUCGGUAUACUACGCUAACAAUGGUUGACCCCGAUGUUCACCCGGAAUACAAACAGCUGCAAAUAGGGGAUGAAUAUAAUGAAAAUAGCCAUGUAUUCUAUAGAAGCACCCCGCGGAACAUGUCGCCCAGCAUUGAAAGAGAUGAAAAUUACACCAAGCCAAGUCAUCACAUAAGCCGUUCACGUUCCCGUCGACUAACAACAAAUAGUGUUAAUGCAGAUAUAAAUCAUCAAACUGAUCGGUAUGCUUGUAGUUCUGAAUCUGAAAAAUCUCCAUAUGAUCUGAACGCACAGACAUCGUCGCCGAUAAGUGGACAAUCAGAUGUAAAAAGUGCCACCUUGAGCUCGAGCACAAGAUCUAUUUUCAGAUUCGGAAGCUCUGGCUCCGAGUCAAAAUCCUCAAGUUCAACAUCACCAUCUUCGUCAUCGUCGAAGUCAACUUUGACACCAAAUGAACAAAAUGUAGAAACGAAUGUCAGGGACACUUUGCCCUUGAUGCAAGGUUAUCCAGGACCGAAAUCUAUUAACUGCAGCAACCCGAACUCUUUUUUCAUUAUCUCCAAUGAAACAAUACGUUCGACAAGUCAGAUUGGCGGCAUUCCGAGCUCUAUGGGAGAAAGGGAUGACCAGGGUAGUAUCGAUUCUGAACUAAUCCAUAGCCUCAGGGAAUCAACUUCACUAAUUGAACUCAAAGACAAUUCCAAUGCGAUCAUUGACGAAGAUCAUAAUCAAGAAUGUAAUGUAUUGGGGAACGUAUUGCCUACGGGUCCCGUUUCUUGUUCCCACUUUGAUUGCCAACCCAAAGAAAGUAUCCCAGCUCUUACGUCCCAGGACGAGUUGCCUACACAAAUUUACAGACGAAGCUUGACACCAAGGUCGAAAGAAGUAGCAAAUGGAGCAAGUAAUGAAAAGGAACUAGAACUCCGCUCGAUGCAAUAUUCUUCAUCGAUGAUGAUAGAAAAUCAGCAAUAUGGAGAAAAUAAUGACAUCGAAAAUGAUUUGCGCCCAUUUCAACAUUCAUUAGUUUUACCGUCACCAUCCAAAAGUAUGACUGAGAUCUUAAAUCCCAAGGUCAUUUUUACGCCUAGAAAAGGGCCUUUCAGUCCCAGCUCUAACGAAUGCCCAAACUCGAAUUCAGAGUAUAAAUCAAAUGGAGGCAAUUAUAGCCAGGAGAAAACUUUGUCCGCAUUGCGAUAUAGUACGGAUCCAAUGGGAUCCAAUGACGCGGUGUAUGCCUCUUCUGAUAGUCUCGAUGUUGUUUCCGAUUUCGAUGAUAAUCCAGAGAAUCAGCAGCCUGGUGGAAAAGUAAAUGCUGAUAACAAGUCGCCCGAGAAGGAGUUGUUCUCCAACAGUAGAAUGCAAGUUUCGCAAGUUCUAGAUAUAUCCCAUUCUGUAGAAGGCGAACAACGUAAAAUGUUUGGAAAAGAGGUAGCAGUUAAGUUUCAGUCCAGCAUACCAACUGAUAAUUGUGAACUUCUUAAAGGCCCAACUCAUUUUCUGAAGAUGCCUUCUUUCAUACCCGUGGAAUCCAGGGCAUACGUGCCUCAAACCUUUGAGAAUCGCAUGACUAAAGACGAUUUAAAGGACGAACAGGCGCGCGAGGAUUUCAUAAAUCGUCUAAAGGCAACUGUUAGGUGGCGAGAGGACGAAAACAAAAUCAAGGAGUCUAAUUCGAAAAUUGUUCGCUGGUCCGAUGGCAGCGAGACUUUCCAUGUGGGCGAUGAGGUGUUCGAUGUAAUGCAUCACCCGGUGACCGAUAACCAGAACCAUUUGUAUGUUCGCCUGGCCAGCUGCUACCAGCCUCAGGGAUCGAUCAAGGAUAAGAUGACGCUGCGUCCCAUGCUGGACUCCAGUUUCGGGCAGAGUCAUGUCCAGGGCUUGCGUAAUCGAACCACCAACAAGCCACAAACGGGGUGCGUCAAGGUGAUAAUGGACAUGGGCUCCAAUCCCGAGCAGGAUCAAGAGCGGCUCAUGAAGCAGGAGCUGGCGAAGCUUCGCCAGGAGGAGCGUGGAAACCGGCGUGAGAUGAUCAAGAAUCGGCAUUUGAAACGUGGCAAGCCCAACCAAGGCUCAGAUCGCAGUGUGGCUAAAAAGUCAGGGACUUUCCAAGAGGACGAUUCAGUGGAAGGCGAGGCAAACUCUGAGGACGAGGAUAUGGAUGAAGCAACGGGCGCAGAGGAAGCUUCCGAUGAUUACAUGGACGAUGGACCUUCUUGCAGCACACCGAAGUCCAAGGAGGGAAAGCAAUAUUUUUCCGAAGACGGUUUUCCGAUCGGAGGUGCUAUCCGCAAGGCCAGGCGGUUGGUCUAUUCCGAUUUAAGCUCGGACUAAAUAUUAAAUAGCCGCUGGAUACGAAUCUGAAUAAACAUAAGGCAUUAGCCAGCCCACAGCAAAGA